UUUGAGGAGAAAAAAAAAAUCUUGACUUGGGAACAAAAAAUUCUGCUUCCCUUGCAGAUUAACAUGGCAGAAGGAGGCAUUAUUUUUGUGAAAGACUUCUCUUUAAUCUAACUUUGAUUCAGUUAUAAUUUUUUUGAUGAUUGCAGAUAAAUCCGACCAUGAAUUGUAAAGGGCUAUGUGGUGGCUGAGGCCAGCACUGGCUAUAAAUACCAGCCUUGGCUUGAGAAACGAGAGCCCCCUUUUGAAGUUAUCAAUCGUGGCCGGGGCGGGAAAAUAGCGAUUCGGGGGAAAAAAACCUUACCCCCCAAGGGUUCGAAGGCGAAAACCCUAGAAACCCUAGUGGUUCCUCGUCUGCAAACCUUUACUCCUGCCACCCUCAGUUCCAAUGCCGACUCUUCUUGAACAGUUCAUCCACGAGGAGGAGGAGGUCGAUCAUCCGGUGAGGUACCUACCGAUCCGUCAUGUAUACUCCUCCACCACUCCCUGCGUCUGCUCCAGUGGGUCUUCCAAUGUUAUCUCUAAAAAAGUUAGGGCGCGAAAGCUCGUCGCGGAUGAAGAGGAGGAAUGCACAGGGGAUGAAAAGCAGCUGACUGGUCUUUUCCAUGGAGGGCUUCGCUGGGGUAAUGCUGAAAAGCCGAUUUUUGUGUACAGCCGACGGCUUAAGAAGCCACGGGAAAUGCCGGAACGGGAGGAACCUGGCAACUCUGCGGCCCCAAUGGUGAAGUCUGAAAUUUUUAGCGACGCGGAAUCGGAGAAUGAUAAGGAUAGAGAGAUCGAAGAGAGGAACGGGGAGAAGCAGGGAAAUGUUAGGAAUCUAAUUGGAGCUGAGGGGCAUUCAGUUGGUGUUGGGAGUAGAAUAAGGAAUCGGAGGAGGGUAAAAUUUGAGCUGCUGGGCCUUGGAGCUGUGCUUGCUGACCCGGAUUGCGAUGCAGCAGGUGAGACUCGAAGGAGAGGGAGCAGAAGAUUGUCAAGGGUCAAUCCUCCUGUGGAAAGAAAGAUGUGUCGCCCUAGUCUGAACGAUUCUUCUUGUUCUCGCAUUGGGAAGAAAUGGGUCGAAUUGGAUUUUGAGGGGGCAGAUCCCUAUGCAUUUGUUGGUCUGGCAUGCAAGGUUUUCUGGCCGCUGGAUGACGGCUGGUACAAGGGCUCUGUCGUGUCCUAUGAUUCUGACAGCCAUCGACAUCAUAUUAAGUAUAAUGAUGGGGAUGAAGAACGCCUUAUUGUUGCGAAUGAGAAGAUACAAUUUCAUGUUUCUUCUCAAGAGAUUGAACGCUUGCAUUUGAAGAAGAAGGAGUUCGAUCAUUAUGAAAUGCUUUCAUUAGCUGUCAUUUCUGAAGACUGUGAUGUCCCUGAAUCUGGGGAUGUCGUGUGGGCAAAACUCACAGGGCAUGCCGUAUGGCCAGCACUGAUAGUGAAUGAACCAUGUGCUGGUGCAAGUGUUCCGAAGCGGGAGCAGUCAUUUUUUGUACAGUUUUUUGGAACACAUAAUUUUGCAAGGGUUAAUCUUAAGCAAGUUAUGCCAUUUGGUAAGGGCGUUCAUUGUUCUCUUGAUCUGAAAUGCAAACAAGAUAGUUUCAUUCAGAGCUUGGAUGAAGUGAAAAUGUACUUAAGUAAUCAGCAGCUUCCAGAGAGAAUGCUGCGGUUUCAGAAAUCUACCGGUGUUAGUCAUGGUAAGGUUGCUUCUGAAGAGAGUGAGGAAGGUGUCUCUGCAUUUGUAGACCUUUCAGGGGAUGAAGUAACGCAACUUGCAGAUGAAUGCAUUUAUCUACCAAUUGAAAUAGGAAAUCUUCGUGUAACUAGUUUAGGAAGGGUUGUCCAAGAUUCAGCUUAUUUCCAUAGGAAACAGCAAGUCUGGCCUGAAGGAUAUACUGCUUAUAGGAAAUUUGCGUCUUUGAUAGAUCCAAGUGUGAUAGCUGUAUAUAAAAUGGAAGUAUUGAGGAAUCCCAAGUCAAUAUCUCGGCCAUUAUUCAGAGUUACAACAGAUGAUGGAGAGCAGAUUGACGGAUCAAAUCCAACUGCUUGUUGGAAGGAAGUCUAUGAGCGGAUAAAGUGCAUGCAAGGCCAUGGUUCUCUUGCUGAAGUGGAAGGAUGUGAUUUGCAAAAGUCGGGUACUUACAUGUUUGGCUUCUCAGUUCCAUUGAUAUCCAAGCAUAUUCAGUGUAGGUCAGGCUUGAAGAAUGGUGAAAGUCUACCUGCUGGCUAUAGAGCUGUUCGAAUUGAUUGGAAAGAUCUUGACAGGUGUAAUGUUUGCCAUAUGGAUGAGGAAUAUGAGGAAAAUCUCUUCUUGCAGUGUGAUAAAUGUCGUAUGAUGGUCCAUGCCAGAUGCUAUGGUGAGUUAGGACCCAUGGAUGGGGAGUUAUGGCACUGUAAGUUAUGUCGUAAUGGGGCACCUAGAUCUUCUCCGCUAUGCUGUCUCUGCCCUGUCAUAGGUGGCGCAAUGAAACCUACAACUGAUGGUCAAUGGGCCCACCUGGCUUGUGCUAUAUGGAUUCCUGAAACUUGCUUAUCUGACGUGAAGAAAAUGGAACCUAUUGAUGGGAUAGACAGAAUACAUAAGGAUAGGUGGAAACUUUUGUGUAGCAUCUGCCAUGUAACUUAUGGGGCUUGCAUCCAGUGUUCUAACAAUACUUGCUGCAUUGCAUAUCAUCCUCUCUGUGCCCGUGCUGCUGGUUAUUGUGUUGAGCUAGAAGAUGAGAACAAAAUUCAUUUGAUGUCGCUUGAUGAUGAUGAUGAUGAUCAAUGUGUUCGUCUAGUUUCAUUUUGCAAGAAGCAUAGCCAGCCAUCUAGUGAGCGUACGCCCAUUGAUGAGGGUCUAACAUUGCUUGAAAAACGUGAUUCCUGCCAUGUCCCUAUAUCCAAUCUUUCUGGUUGUGCAAGAACAGAGCCUUAUAAUUUUGAAAGAAGAAGAGGACAAAAAGCUCCACAAAUCCUUGCUGCCUCUUCAAACAAACGAUCAUAUGUUGAGAACCGGCCUUAUCUUGUGACUGGUUAUUGCCAAAAUGGCCUUCCAUCUGGCAUUUCAAGCAACAAAUCUAUGCAAACAAUUUGUUCAUCUGGUGAUCUAAGAAUGAAAAGUCAACCUGAAACUUCUGUAAAAGUUUCUUCAAUGUCUGAGAAGUAUGAAAACAUGAAGUCAACUUUUAGAAUACGAUUAGCAUUUGGGAAAUCAAGAAUCCAUGGAUUUGGCGUUUUUGCUAAGCUUCCACACAGGGCUGGAGAUAUGGUCAUUGAAUAUUCUGGUGAACUUGUCCGACCAUCAAUUGCGGAUAUAAGGGAACAUUGCAUAUACAAUUCACUAGUGGGUGCAGGGACAUACAUGUUUCGCAUUGAUAAUGAGCGAGUCAUUGAUGCCACUAAAGCGGGAAGCAUUGCUCAUCUAAUUAACCACUCUUGUGAACCAAAUUGUUAUUCAAGGGUGAUCAGUGUUAAUGGCGAUGAACAUAUUAUCAUAUUUGCAAAACGAGACAUUAGCCAAUGGGAGGAGCUGGCAUACGAUUAUAGGUUCUUUUCAAAGGAUGAAUUGGCAUGCUAUUGUGGCUUCCCAAGGUGUCGUGGCAUUGUUAAUGAUAUUGAAGAGCGAUUAGUAAAGAUUGAGGCUCCUAGAUCAGAUCUAAUAAAUUGGGAUGGUGAAUGAAAGAAUUUGAGAAAACUGAUUCGUUUGUAUAUGUAAUGCGGACAAGUGAAUGGAGAUCUGCUACAUGAUAUUCUUAUGGCUUCCCAGGUUACAUGCAAUGGAAUACUGAGUUUUUUUCUGGAUAAUUUAUAGAGGAUUGCCACACUGCCAUUGAUUUGAAGAAAUUUCAACUUCCAUGAACUGCUUGUCCAAAUUUUUUUUUGGUCCAACAGAUGCCAUUUUUGUGAAAUUAUGUUAUGUACGCUUCUUGCCAACUAUACAUAGAGGAAGAUAUUGUAUUUUAAUUUUUUUUAUUAAUUAAUAUGCCAAAGAAGCUCUUGUAAAUAAUUGAGAAAUUUUCUAAUACAAUUUUCCCCUUACGAUUAUAUUGCUGAGGGCGUUGCAAAUUU
This is a messenger RNA of Dendrobium catenatum, 4020 nucleotides long. RefSeq names its product histone-lysine N-methyltransferase TRX1. Gene Ontology annotation, biological process: regulation of transcription by RNA polymerase II. The transcript has 25 exons. Gene Ontology annotation, cellular component: nucleus; chromatin. Gene Ontology annotation, molecular function: protein binding. The record is from RefSeq and is a predicted model, not a curated record. NCBI's taxonomy places the organism in Eukaryota, Viridiplantae, Streptophyta, Magnoliopsida, Asparagales, Orchidaceae. The coding region runs from base 386 to 3631 and encodes 1081 amino acids.